CCGAUUAAUAUGGCGGAAGGAGCCACUAGCGCUGCCAUUACUAAUUUUGCAUUGAAAAAAACAUAACGCAACAUUCAUUUUCCCACACAUCAGAUUAAAAUUUUGUUGUUAUUUCUCAAAACAAAUUUGAAUGAUUAAAAGAAGUAUUAAAACGGUUUAGGGAUACUAAGAGAUUCUAGAAAAAUUUCAGCAACAGCUAAUGAAGUCACAAUAAGCCAUAUUGAACAUAUGCUGGCAAAAUGGAGGAACCUCACCCUAUGGAUAAACCAAACACCCUAUCUUUUCGUGAGCGCCAACAGCAGGAGUUGGAAGUAAUAAAGUCGAUUUUCAAUAAAGAUGUGGAUGUAUUGCGACCCAACUGUAUGCCAGACGUACCUGCUGCGCAGUGGAAACCAACCGAGGUACGGAUAUCGUUGACGCCGCUUCGUGAUUCCAAAAAUGAUACACAGGAAAUUCAUGUACGCGCAAAAUUGCACAUUACCUGUCCCUCCAAAUAUCCAAAAGUCCCACCUAAAAUACAGUUAGAAGAUGUACAAGGCCUUUCCGAUCGGCAUAUUAAGGAGUUGCUAAGACGACUACUUGUAGAAUCUGAGACCUUGCGUGGCGAGGUCAUGAUUUACGAACUGACACAAGUAGUACAAUCAUUUCUACGUCGAUACAAUAUGCCACCCAAGGGCUCCCUUUACGAUCAAAUGGUACAAGAAAAUGAAAAACGUGAAAAAGAACGUCAGGAAAUGAAACAACUUAAGGAACAACUAGAGCGGCAAACUUUAAUGGAAGAAGUUGAACGGCAAAAAGAAAUGUUCAAAACAGCGGUGAAACGUCGUGAAGAGCCACGCCGUAGUAUGAGUGAAACUAAUUAUCAAGAUCAUUCUUCCGAAAGUUCUGAAAACUCAUCACCCUAUUGCCGCGGCCACUUCUACGCCAACAAAUGUGUGGAACAUCGGAAUAGUGAAAGAUUAUAUUUUCAUAAAGUUGGUCGUCAAGUGCAAAGAGGUUCUUGUUUGGGUCACUCACAAAAAGGCUUUAUCGCUUACACUGGCAUUGACUUGGACAGCGGUCAAUUACUUUAUGUAACAGAAUGGACCAUCAAGUAUUUACAAUUAGAUAAGAAAUGCGGCAUUGGUGGACAUUGUUAUUGGGUGUCAACAGAAUCGAGAUGUAAUGGGAAUCAUCGUGUAGAUGUCGUCAUUUCCUCCAUUGAAAAACAAGUGGCGUCUCUGGCGCAAUUACAACACAAAAACCUCGUGCAAUACGAAUGUGUGCUAUGUAAAAAAGGAAAAGAAGGUCUUAUAGUUUACCUUGUGCAGGAUUUUGUGCUCGGCACGAGCUUAUCGAAUAUAACUACCACUAUCGGUUGGUGUACUGAAGGUGUACGCAUGGUAGCGCGUGGUGUCCUCGCGGCGCUUGUUUACCUACACAAUAAGGGCGUAUCACAUAGCCGUCUAUUGAGUAGCACUGUAUUUAUGGACAAUACGGGCGCAUUACGUUGCACAGACUUUUCGCUAGUGUCUAAUUUAUUGGAGCUUGUUGGAGGCGCAGAGCAGUCUACAACACAAGGUGACCUGCCAGAUUUUGGGGCACUCGUCGAGAGUUUAAUGCCAUCGCAGACCUAUGAAAUGCGCGAUUUCAUUGAAAAGUGCAAUUCAGAACGUACGCUUUCGGCGUCAGAACUGCUUGAACAUCCUUUCUUACACACAUCGCUGCCCGGUCAAGACGACAAAAACAAUCAACUAGCAAUUGCCUUGACACAUAGAGGACCACGGCGAAAAUCCAGUGGCACACCAGAUGUUGCCGCUAGAUUGGACACGAGAACACCUGAUCGUGACUUAGAGCAACAACAACGGUCGCUGCAGUUGCAACGAAAACAACUGCACCAAUUAGGUGCGUCUUCAGCAUUCACACCUAUUGUGCCCACUGGUCAAUCAAGAUUACACACUGAGUUUGAGAUUUUGCAAUAUUUGGGAAAAGGCGCCUUCGGUGAUGUUUUAAAGGUACGGAAUCUAUUGGAUAACCGUUCAUAUGCCCUUAAACGUGUACGCCUUUCGGCGUGUAAUCGUACACUGUAUAGAAAGAUUCGUCGUGAGGUGGAAUUACUAUCACGAUUGAAUCACGAGAAUGUGGUGCGUUACUAUAAUAGUUGGAUCGAAACUGCAACUGAUUCAGAUGAAGAGGAAAUGGCAAAGCUGAUGGAGGACGAUGAAGACUCAAACACCAAUGAAAUUUGUUAUCCGUCUAAAUCUAACAAAAUUUCUUUAGGCGCGAAGGAGAAUGAUGAAGAGAACUCGUCCAGCAGCAUGUGGAGUGGAUAUGUACCAAAUGAUGAUUCCGACUCCGAUGGCAUCGAAUUUGUUGACUCCAACGGUGAGGUAGCCAAUUACGAUGAUAAUGAGGAUGAAACUGAAAAAACCGAAGCAUCAAAAAAUGUCAAAAGAACCAACUUACCUCACGUUAGACAAGUUCUUUACAUCCAAAUGGAGUUUUGUGAAAAGUGCACCUUAAGAACUGCUAUAGAUAGUAAUCUUUGUGAUAAACCUGACGACCUAUGGCGAUAUUUUCGCGAAAUUGCAGAAGGUUUAUCACAUAUACAUCAACAAGGUAUUAUACAUCGUGACCUCAAGCCGGUAAAUAUAUUUUUGGACUCGCGUGAUCAGAUAAAAAUUGGUGAUUUCGGUCUAGCGACAACUAGUUUCCUAGCACUGCAAAGUCAACAGGAUCAAACUGCUCAACACUCGACACAAGUUGCUUCCAUAGAGGAUGGCACCGGCACAGGCAAGGUUGGCACAACACUUUAUGUGGCUCCCGAAUUGACCGGCAAUGCCUCGAAAUCAACAUAUAGUAUAAAAGUAGAUAUGUACACCUUGGGCGUAAUACUAUUCGAAAUGGCUCACCAACCAUUUACAACUGGUAUGGAACGUGUACAAACCAUCAUGGACUUACGCACUCCCGCUAUUGUUAUACCCGUUUAUAUGUUGAAUAAUAGUAAAUACGAUAAAACGGUCCAGAUCCUCCGCUGGUUACUAAACCAUGAUCCAGCAAAACGACCCACCGCAGAAGAGUUGUUAGCUUCCGACUUAGUGCCGCCCCCGCCAGUAGAAGCCAACAUAUUGCAAGAAAUGAUACGCACAGCGCUCAAAGAGCCACAAAGUAAAGCUUAUAAGCAUUUAGUUGCACGUUGCCUGCAGCAGGAGAAUAAUGAAGUGACCGAAUAUACCUAUAAUUAUGGCAUCAGCACUCAUACACUGGAUAGCACAAAAUCGCUGAAACCCAUUUUCGAAUUUGUCAAAGCCAAAAUUGUCUCUCUAUUCCGUAAACAUGGCGGCAUCGAAGUGAAUACACCCUUACUGUCACCGCUAACGAAACGUAGCAAUCCGUGGAAUCACCCGGUGCGUCUAAUGACACGUUCCGGCUGUGUAGUGCUGUUGCCUAGCGAUUUGCGAACAGAAUUUGCACGUUACAUUGCAAUGAGCGGUAUGCAUAUGAUGCGUCGUUAUUGCAUUGAUCGUGUGUACCGCGAAGAGAAGGUAUUCAACUGUCAUCCAAAACAAAGUUAUGAAUGUGCCUUCGAUGUGAUAACAUCUGGUCCGGAUAGUCCGCUCAUUGAUGCCGAACUUUUGGCGCUUGCUUCCGAAAUCUCUAAUGAAAUACCGCGUCUGCGUGAGAAAAAUAUGCGCAUACGCAUGACACAUACAUACCUACUGCGCGCCAUACUAACGCACUGCAAUGUGCCGACAACUUCGUAUAAAGAAUUGUUUGCGAACGUAGCGGAUUUCGUUGAGGGACGUAUAACCAAGUUCCAGUUGCAUUCUAGCGUGACAACGAUUAUGGAGAAAUCGCGUUCCUCGGCUUCGGCAUUAAUCGACCUUUUACAGGUGAAUUUCCUAUUGAGCUGCACGAGGAGUAACGUCGACGAAUCACCGCUGAAGACGCUGUUGCGUGGCAAAGGUGAAGCCGCUUUGCUGGCAAGGAAUGCACUCAAGCAAUUGGAGUCUGUUAUGGAGCUAGCACAGGGUCUUGGGUUGACGUGUCCAAUAUACAUUUUCACCGGUCUGCCCAUCAGUUUCGAACGCAUCAAUAACAUAGGUGUUGUAUGGCAAUUAAUAGCAGAUAUAAAGCCCAAUCGUCUUGCGCGACCCUCCGUACUCGCCACGGGCGAACGCUACGACACUCUGCUCAACGAUUUCCAAGAGCAAGCACAACGUUUAAAUAAGAACGUACCCGUACGCGGGGUCCGUGCGGCUGGCUUAUCAAUUUGGCUGGAUAAAUUGGUGGCUGCAAUCGAUCCGAAUGACAUAAAGGAAUGUCGCGCCGUCGACGUGGGCAUUUGCGUGCACGGCACGCACGCGCCGCACAAACAAAUUGCCGAUAUAAUGCGCCUGCUGUGGUCGUCGAAUAUACGUUGCUGUGUGGCGGAGUCAGCCUUCGGUACGGGUGACGAGGCACAGGACUUGGUUAAGUUGGGCGCAUUGCAUAUUAUUUUGGUGGCGGAGAAUGGUGGAAUGCGUAUACUUUCUUGGGAGCGCGAUCGCUUCAAUGAGCGCCAUGUAACGCGCACAGAGCUGAAAGAGUUCGUGAACAAACUUCGGUCCGAGCUCGGAGGUGCAAAUGUCAAUGAGUAUGCCAAUCAGUUGGCGAUUGCUAGCCCUGGUGGUAGUAGCAGCGGUAACAGUGGUGGCAACUCUGGGCGCGGUGAUGGUGGCUUAUGUAGCUCGGCUUCAAGCAGCAGCAUUAAGAAUGGUUAUUCAAGCCGGUUGCCAAAUGUGGAGGUGAUCUUUAUGUUGCAUGAAAAGUUGACACACAAUAUGAAACGGCGCUAUGAGAAUCAGGUUUCGCAGCAGAUGUCUUCAACUCUUUCGCAGUUUACGAAAAAAGAAAGUGUAGUUGUUUUGGUCGUUGACUUGCCGACCACUCUCGUGAAUGCUAUUGUGGGUGCAGUAUAUCCGCGUGACAUAGAUAAAAGGGAGAGUCAAAUUGAGUUCUACCAAUUGGGAGAGCGGUACCCUAAAUACAAACGCUAUAUUUUUGAAAUUAAAAAUGAAAUUAGAGAUUAUAUAAUCGGCGAUAAAACAAUUAUCGUUGCCUUGUUUACCAUUAGUGAUUCGUAUUAUCGCGUCAUACUUUGAUUUUCAUUUACACCAAUUUAAAA
Ceratitis capitata (Mediterranean fruit fly) is the source of this 5146-nucleotide messenger RNA. It is a transcript of the gene Gcn2, whose product is annotated as eIF-2-alpha kinase GCN2. The record is from RefSeq and is a predicted model, not a curated record. Gene Ontology annotation, molecular function: eukaryotic translation initiation factor 2alpha kinase activity; protein binding; ATP binding. NCBI's taxonomy places the organism in Eukaryota, Metazoa, Arthropoda, Insecta, Diptera, Tephritidae. The transcript is spliced from 14 exons. Gene Ontology annotation, biological process: regulation of translational initiation by eIF2 alpha phosphorylation; DNA damage checkpoint signaling. Gene Ontology annotation, cellular component: cytosol. The coding region runs from base 240 to 5123 and encodes 1627 amino acids.